AUGUCUCUAGCAAUCAGAAAGAAAAGCUGGGAAGAGCAUGUGACCCAGUGGAUGGGAUUGGCUUUGGAGUCUGUGGAGUAUAAUACAGCAUGUCGUCACGGACUUGUAGGUGCUAACUUGCAGACAAGUAUGGAACAAGAUGAGGUUUUGAGCGUGGACCGGAAAGAAAAGUGCGCUUCAUUUCCAGAGUGCUGUUAUAGUGGAGAUCUGAUUGGCUUCCCUGCAAAGCAGCUGGGAAAUGUUUCAAAGGAAGUGGAUGAAAAUGAUAACCAUGAGGAUGAGGAGUGUUUUCUGGAGGCUAGCACAGAAACUCUAGUCCAUGUGUCUGAUGACAAUGAUGACUAUCCAGCACUAAACCUGGAUAGUGUUAAUUACCACAUCACUGCUGUAGGAGGGGAACCAAAAGAUGAAGAGUUGAGUUUAAAUGGAGCGGGCUCCUUAACACAGAUGUUACCAAUAACAGAGUGUAACAAAGCAGCUGAAGCAUCUGGAAUAAUUGAAGAUACAAGUAAUGAACCUGGCUGUGACACGGUUCCUAAAGAGGAGGUGGAAGACAACGACGUUUGUGGCAGUAUUGGCCAAAGCCCAGAGCUUUGUAAUUGUGAAGGCUUAAAUGAAGUAGUUGUAGAGGAAGAAAAUCGCUCUAAUUCGCCAAAUGUGAAAGAAAUUAUUAUGCCUGGGAAGCAGCUGCUUCAUACUGCUGUAAUUGCACAACAGCGCCGGAAAUCUGAUGCUUUUAAAGAUGGGCUUGGAAAGUCUGAGUGUAAUGUGGUAGAGAGUGGGAUUUCUUCUGAAUCAUGCAGCAGCAGUGACAGACAACUCUGUUCAGCAGUGGAAUCCAGCGACUGCCUUAUGCAAUCUUCUCCUUGCUCUCACAUCUCAGCAGUGGAAAAUGGUCUGGAUGAAAGUGGUUUCACAGAACCUCAAGUGGCCCCUGAAAACAAAUGCCUUUCAAAUGUCAGUUCAGCAGAAGACAUUCAGUGUUUACAUGAAAGGAAUCAUUUGACCACACAAGAAUAUUCAGACACUCAAGUGAAACUGCGCAAAAGAAAGGAAAUAACAGAAGAUCGGGAUCGAUCACAACUGGAUUCAAUGGUGCUGUUAAUUAUGAAACUGGACCAGCUUGACCAGGAUAUUGAAAACGCUCUCAGUGCAGGCUCUUCCCCAUCCAGCACCCCAACAUACAAACGGAGGCAUAUACCUGAUGUUGAAUCUGGUUCUGAAAGUGGAGUGGAUGUUGCUUCAGUAAGUCAUUCACAAACAAACUUGUCUCCUAACAUCCAUGCUCCUGAUCUAACAUCUCCCUGUUCAGUAGCCAGCUCUGGAGCUAAACCAAAAGCUGGG
Nestor notabilis (Kea) is the source of this 1344-nucleotide messenger RNA. Its product is annotated as rho GTPase-activating protein 7-like. NCBI's taxonomy places the organism in Eukaryota, Metazoa, Chordata, Aves, Psittaciformes, Psittacidae. The annotation marks the transcript as partial. The transcript is spliced from 3 exons. The record is from RefSeq and is a predicted model, not a curated record.